Molecule: messenger RNA, 1383 nt
Organism: Hypomesus transpacificus
Lineage: Eukaryota; Metazoa; Chordata; Actinopteri; Osmeriformes; Osmeridae
Gene: aimp1a
Product: aminoacyl tRNA synthetase complex interacting multifunctional protein 1a
Exons: 7
Coding region: 105-1052 (315 amino acids)
Molecular function (GO): tRNA binding
Source: RefSeq, a predicted model, not a curated record
AGGCUUCUGGGGCCCUGAAGGAAACGGGGUCUUUCUCCAAACCUGUCUGUUUCACAUUACUCGGCACUAAAACGUGUGUUCAGAAAGCUAACGGUUAGGAUUUGAUGUUCCUAGCACGCUCCCUGGGUAAGAUGUCGGGUCAGACGGCCUCCAUGGUGAGGCUGGAGCAGAGGGCAGCCGAGGCCGAUCAGAUCAUAGAGUUCCUCAAACAGCAGGUCCUGCUGCUCAAGGAGAAAGCCAUAGUUCAGGCCUCUGUCAGGGAGGAGAAGAAGCUGAUGGUAGAGAACGCCAGGCUGAAGAAAGACAUUGAGGAGCUGAAGAAUAAGCUGCUGGAGAAGGAGAAGAGCAGAGGAGUCCGAGAAGUUCCCAUCCCUGCAGGAGACGCCAUCGUGCAGUGUACCUCCAAGCCCUCCGCCCCACCCCAACCGUCACCCUCUGGGGUGUCAGCCGCCUCCCCCACGAGCCCCCCUCCCAAGGACAACGAGGGAAAGAAGAAGAAAGCAGAGAAAAAGGGAGGAGAGAAACAGAAGGCAGGAGGGCCGCUUCAGGAAGAAGCCAAGGUGGACGUGUCGCGUCUGGACCUGCGCGUCGGACGCAUCGUCACGGCGGAGAAGCACCCAGACGCCGACUCGCUGUACGUGGAGCAGGUGGACGUGGGGGAAGCUGCCCCCAGGACAGUGGUCAGCGGGCUGGUCAAACACAUCCCCAUCGACCAGAUGCAGAACAGGCUGGCUGUGUUGCUAUGCAACCUGAAGCCUGCUAAGAUGCGUGGUGUGGUGUCCCAGGCCAUGGUCAUGUGUGCCAGCAGCCCAGACAAGGUGGAGAUCCUGGAUCCACCAGCUGGGGCGCUGCCCGGAGACAGGGUCACCUUCCAGAACUUCCCAGGUGACCCCGACAAGGAGCUGAACCCCAAGAAGAAGGUGUGGGAGCAGGUGCAGCCAGACCUGAAGACCGACGCAGAGUGCGUGGCCACAUACAGGGGCUCCCCCUUCCAGGUGGCCGGGAAGGGCGUCUGCAAAGCCCAGACCAUGAGCAACAGCGGCAUCAAAUAGAGGGAGGGAGGGAUGGAGAGAUUGAUAUAUGUGGAGGGAAGGAGAGGGAGGGAAGCAUGCAGCCCUGCUCCAGACUGGAGGGGGGGGGGGGGGGGGGGUUUGAACCCUUGAAGAACUUGAGGUGUGUUUUAUAUAUCUCUCUGUUUUGCACUUCUGGGACUGAUCAGUCAGGGCUGUCUCUUGGAUGGUAACUUAAACCAAACGCACGUCGAGUAUUCAACACGUACCUGACCUUGGUAUGUCGUUCUUUCGCUGAUGAAACUUGACAGGUUGUCAGUGAGGAAGAGGAGGAUGGUGAUGAAGGUCUAAUAAAAGGAGUUUUGGAAAGAAA